Molecule: messenger RNA, 628 nt
Organism: Cladocopium goreaui
Lineage: Eukaryota; Dinophyceae; Suessiales; Symbiodiniaceae
Source: the annotation of a GenBank genome assembly
GAAUGAAGAGCAACAUCCGUAUUUGCCAGGGCCAGCAGCUGUCGGACAAAUCCAUGGGAGCUCUUCGAUCAGCGAUUCCAGCUGGCCGGAGGCGCCUCCCAUUUCUUCUGGAACCUUCAGGGGUACCCCACCGCGGGGGGCCGGGAUGAUCGCCUUCCGACAGGACAGAGUCUGUUUGGUGGAGUCCAGGAACGGCAAGUUGAGUUUUCCCAAAGGUGGAAAGAAAAAAAGUGACAAGACUGUCCUGGACUGCGCCUUCCGUGAGUUACUGGAAGAGACAAGCAUCCCGAGAGAGCGGGUGAAACUGUACCCAGGCCUUCACGUGGAUGAGGAGAAAUUCGGCUGUCGCUACCUCUUGGCCCAGGUCUCGUCACGAGAGACAGACGGCGACUUCGACCUCACCAAGAGCUGGGCGCCGCAACACGAAGAUCCCACGGAUAAGGAUCCGGUGAUCGCAGCGCAUUGGGCUCCUGUGGCGGAGGUUUUAGGUGGCGCUUGGCCUGGGCUACACCCUGCUCGGGUGAAUCUCCUGAGAAAUGCCUUGUCCAUUCGUCCCAGCGAAACGUGAAGUCACCGUGGCAACUGGAAAUCGAUGGGAAAUCCCCUAUGAAUGGAGCUUGGUCAUGAG